This is a messenger RNA of Lagenorhynchus albirostris (white-beaked dolphin), 2147 nucleotides long. Its product is annotated as zinc finger protein 717-like. NCBI's taxonomy places the organism in Eukaryota, Metazoa, Chordata, Mammalia, Artiodactyla, Delphinidae. Gene Ontology annotation, molecular function: DNA-binding transcription repressor activity, RNA polymerase II-specific. Gene Ontology annotation, biological process: negative regulation of transcription by RNA polymerase II. The record is from RefSeq and is a predicted model, not a curated record. The transcript has 6 exons. Bases 187 to 1551 code for a protein of 454 amino acids.
CCGUCCGGAACGUCGGGGCCCCACCGCGCUACGGCAGCUGCGCCCGCGCCCUGGCUGUCCUUCUGGGACCCUGAAGCUCUAUUUCCAGAGUCCUCUGUGUGUUUCUAAGAACAGCAGGAAAUGAAUACAUCUCUGUGUUACAACAGCCAAGAUACAGAAAUAACCUAAGUGUCAGUCAUCAGAUGAAUGGAUAAAGCAAAUGUGGGGUUGGUGUCACUUGAGGAUGUGGCUGUGAACUUCACCUGGGAGGAGUGGCAGGACCUGGAUGAUGCUCAGAGGACCCUAUACAGGGAUGUCAUGCUGGAGAACUACAGUAGCCUGGUGUCACUGGGGCAUUGCAUUACCAGGCCUGAGGUGAUCAUCAAGUUGGAGCAAGGAGCAGCACCAUGGACUGUGAAAGAAAAACCCCAGACCAGGGUUUCCCGGUGGAGAAUCACUAUAGAUGUAGCAAAUGGGGGAAUACCUUUUGUAAGAAACCAACACAGAAACCAACACAGAGCUGAUCUCCAGGAGCAACAGCAUAAAUGUAAUCGAAGUGGGAAUAAUUUCUGCCAGAAAUUACAUCCCACUCAGCUUCAGAGAAUUCAGUUAGAGAAAAUGUUUGAAUGUGAUGUAUGCGGUAAAACGUUCUAUAAAAAGUCUAAUCUCACUAAACAUCAGAAAGUACACACUGGAGAGAAACCCUAUGCACGUGAUGAACGUGAGAAAUCCUUCUGCCAUAAAUCAGGCCAUACUAUUCAUCAGAGAAUCCACACUGGGGGAAAGCCCUAUGAAUGUAAGGAAUUUGGGAAAUCAUUCUGCCAGAAUUCAGCCCUCACUGUUCAUCAAAGGAUUCACAAUAGGGAGAGACCUCAUGAAUGCAAUGAUUGUGGUAAAACCUUCCAUAAGAAGUCAGUACUCACUGCACAUCAGAGAACUCACACAGGAGAGAGACCUUAUGCAUGUAAAGAAUGUGGGAAAUCCUUUGGACACCGGCCAGCCCUCACUGUACAUCAGAGAACUCACACAAGAGAUAAACCUUAUAAAUGUAAUGAAUGUGGGAAAUCCUUCUGUGUGAAGCCAAAACUCACUGUACAUCUGAGACUUCACACAGGUGAGAAACCCUAUGAAUGUAAAGAAUGUGGUAAAACUUUCUACCAGAAGUCAAAACUCACUGUACACCAGAGAACUCACACAGGUGAGAAACCUUAUAAAUGUGACGAAUGUCAGAAAACCUUUUGUGAAAAGUCAACCCUCAAUAGACAUCAGAGAACACACACAGGAGAGAAGCCCUAUGGAUGUAAAGAAUGUAGGAAAACUUUCUUCCAGAAGUCAGCCCUCACUGUACAUCAAAGAACUCACACAGGAGAGAAGCCCUAUGAAUGUAAUGAAUGUGGAAAAGCCUUUUGCCAGAAAUCACACCUCAGCAAACAUCAGAGGACUCACACAGAGGAGAAAUCAUGUAUGGCAGAGACUGGCUGGCUGUACACCCAAACUCACUUUCUUUUUCUUUGGGGCACACAGUUAGCCUGCAUUUCUCAGCCUUCCUUUACUGUGGGUGGGACCAUAUAACUGAGCUGUGGCCAGGAGAAUUUGAACACAAGCAAUAAACAUUAAUUCCAGGCCAGGCCAGAAGAAAAAAUACAAAAACCUUCCAUGCAUUCCUGCUGACUUUUUAUGCCCUGUGAUUCUGAAGCGCAAAUCUGCUCCCCACACCCCCACCCCAGUUUGCCUUGGGAGCCACUGGGUGGAGAUGGCAACCAUGACUUAAGACAGAAAAAAUUGAUUAUGAUUAUGGAGAGCAGAAAUUUUCCCAACUCUACCAAAAAAAAUGUUCAGUUGUGCUUUACCUGAGUGAGAAAUAAAUAUUCACUGUUGGGCCCUCCCAUGUGUAAUCUAUUUACAACGCUACCAGUCCACUGUGGCCAGUUCAUUUUAUGAAUUUGAGACAGACUUCUGUGAGAAGUUACCAGUCCUUGUGUAGAAAAUUCACACAAAUUGUGUAGAAAAUUCAACACAAUUCCUUGUGGUGUCAUCUUUCAUCCCCAGUCAAUUGAUGGAAAAAUCAAGUCAUAUGAAGAGACAAAGAAUGCAAGAAAUGUAGGAAUGCCUUUAUCAGGCAGAGACAGCUCAUUGAACACUGAGAAUAAAGUAAAGCCUUAUAAAUA